This is a messenger RNA of Cynara cardunculus var. scolymus (artichoke), 2196 nucleotides long. Its product is annotated as probable methyltransferase PMT10. The transcript has 9 exons. Bases 39 to 2030 code for a protein of 663 amino acids. Gene Ontology annotation, cellular component: endosome; cytoplasm; trans-Golgi network. Lineage: Eukaryota; Viridiplantae; Streptophyta; Magnoliopsida; Asterales; Asteraceae. Gene Ontology annotation, molecular function: methyltransferase activity. The record is from RefSeq and is a predicted model, not a curated record.
AGAGUCGCCUUCACUCCAACUCAACGCCGGUCGCUGCCAUGAGAGCCACCGGCUUCUUCUCAUCGGAUCACUUCACAAAUCCGAACACAUUUAUCAAGAUCCUAAUCCUUUCGUUCUUCUCCCUCUCCCUCUUCUUUGCCGUCAAACACUUUUCCUCUGACGCCACUUACUCUCAAGAACUCUCCCUACCCUUCUCCUCCUCGAUCACCAACGCCACCACAGCCGUCCACGUUGCAUUCAAUUCUACUACCAACAGCUCCCCCAAUUCUUCGUCCCCACCACCUAAUGCAGUCUCACCGCCACCGCCGCGUCCUCCGCCGGAAAAUGUUGUGGAGAGGACGGGGAUUGUGGACGAGAAUGGAGCGAUGACGAAUGAAUUUGUGAUUGGGGAUUAUGACUCGAGUUUGCUUGAGAAUGAGGUUGAUGAAAGUUCGGUGGAGAGGGGAGGAGAGAGUGAUCACAAGUGGGAAAAGAUUGAGAAAUUUAGGGUUUGUGAUGAGAGUAGGAGAGAGUAUAUACCUUGUUUGGAUAACGUAGAUGUGGUUUCUAGGUUAAAUUCAACUGAAAAGGGGGAGAAGUAUGAAAGGCAUUGCCCAGAAAAAGGAAAAGAAUUGGAUUGUUUGGUGCCCAAUCCCAAGGGAUACAAGAACCACAUUCCAUGGCCCAAAAGUCGAGAUGAGGUAUGGUAUGAUAAUGUACCUCAUACACGUUUGGUUGAAGAUAAAGGAGGGCAAAACUGGAUAUCAAGAAACAAAGACAAGUUUAUAUUUCCAGGAGGUGGAACUCAGUUUAUACAUGGUGCAAAUCAGUACUUGGAUCAGAUUUCUAAGAUGGUUCCUGAUAUUGCAUUUGGUCAACAUGUUCGAGUUGCCUUGGAUGUUGGUUGCGGUGUAGCAAGUUUUGGUGCCUUUCUACUGGAUCGCAAUGUGACUACUCUAUCUAUAGCACCAAAGGACGUUCAUGAGAAUCAGAUUCAAUUUGCUCUAGAGCGUGGUGUGCCUGCCAUCGUGGCAGCAUUUGCAACACAUCGUCUAUUGUAUCCAAGCCAAGCAUUUGAUUUAGUACAUUGUUCAAGAUGUAGAAUAAAUUGGACUCGUGAUGAUGGAAUUUUGCUUCUGGAGGUGAACAGGAUGCUAAGGGCUGGAGGAUACUUUGUCUGGGCGGCACAACCUGUUUAUAAACAUGAAGAUAAGCUUCAACAACAAUGGAAAGAAAUGGAGGAUCUUACUGGACGCAUUUGUUGGGAACUCAUAGCAAAGGAAGGAUAUAUUGCCAUAUGGCGCAAGCCUCUCAACAACACCUGCUACCUUGGCCGUAAUCUAGGUGUACAACCUCCAGUAUGUGAUGCCAAUGAUGACCCCGAUAAUGUUUGGUAUGUCCCGCUGAAGGCAUGCAUCAGCCAGUUACCCGAGAACGGUUAUGGAGCUAAUGUUACCACAUGGCCCUUACGCCUUCAUCAUCCACCAGACAGGCUUCAAAGUAUAGAGAUGGAUGCCAUCUUGUCCAGGAAUGAUAUAUAUAAGGCAGAGUCAAAAUAUUGGAAAGAUAUAACAUUUAGUUAUGUAAAUGUUUUUCGUUGGAGGGCUUUAAAUGUACGAAACGUUAUGGACAUGAGGGCAAGAUAUGGAGGAUUUGCAGCAGCAUUACAUGAUCAUGGRGUUGAUUGCUGGGUUAUGAAUGUUGUUCCUGUUAGCGAUACAAACACAUUACCUGUAAUUUACGACCGUGGACUCAUAGGUGUUGUACAUGACUGGUGUGAGCCAUUUGAUACAUACCCUAGAACUUACGACAUAUUGAAUGCCGCUGGUCUCUUCUCCAUAGAGCAGAAAAGGUGUAAUAUCUCUAGCAUCAUGCUUGAGAUGAAUCGGAUAUUACGGCCAAAUGGGCAUGUCUAUAUUCGUGAUGCUAAUUCCAUCAUCUAUAGACUUGAAGAAAUCRCAAAGGCCAUGGGAUGGAUCACACACGUCUUUGACAAUGGCGAGGGUCCGAAUGCUGGUGCCAAGCUUUUGACAUGUGAGAAACGUAUGUAACAUCCUCAUUCUUCACCUGCCUUAAAAGUGUACACAAGAAAAGAAAGCUGGAAGUGUAUAUUCUAUUCAAUCUGUAUGUAUACAUACUAGUUAAUCAUAGUAGCUGYUAUAUACAUGGAAAAUUCUACUUGUAUUUCUAUGAGAUCAGUCAGCCUGAAAUUGAUCC